Vidua macroura (Pin-tailed whydah) is the source of this 2763-nucleotide messenger RNA. RefSeq names its product vasorin (gene VASN). Lineage: Eukaryota; Metazoa; Chordata; Aves; Passeriformes; Viduidae. Gene Ontology annotation, molecular function: protein binding. Gene Ontology annotation, cellular component: plasma membrane. The record is from RefSeq and is a predicted model, not a curated record.
AUGCCGCCCCCCGCGCCCGGCGCCGCCAGAGAGGGGAGCGCUCGCCCGGCUGCCGCUGCGCUGCCGCCAUGGACUGACCGACCGCCCCGCACGGCCCCGCACCGCCCGCCACGAGCUGACACCAUGAACCAGCUGAUCCUUUGCACACUGCUCCUCUUGGCCGGUGGGGAGCUGGCCAGGGCAUGUCCUGCAGGCUGCCAGUGCCAUGACCCCAGGACCAUCCUGUGUGCAGCCAGGCGGGGCCAGACAGUGCCCCAGGGGCUGCCCCCCAGCACCCUCUCCCUCUACGUCUUUGAGAACGGCAUCACAACGCUCACUGAGGACAGCUUUGCAGGGCUGCCUGCCCUCCAGCUCCUGGACCUCUCACAAAACAAGAUCACCAGCAUCCAGAGAAACAUCUUCCAGCCCCUGACGGAGCUUGUCAACUUGGACUUGUCCUCCAACCAGCUGCAGGAGAUCACCAAUGAGACCUUCCAUGGGCUGCGGCUGCUGGAACGGCUCUACCUGCAGAGGAACAGCAUCCAGCACAUCCACGCUGCUGCCUUUGACACGCUGGAGAAUCUGCUGGAGCUAAAGCUGCAGAACAACCAGCUCAGGGCUGUGCCCCCCCUCGACCUGCCCAACCUCCUGCUGCUGGACAUCAGCUGGAACAAGAUCCCUGCCAUUGCACCAGGGGCUUUCCAUGCUGUCAGCAUUGAGUCCCUGAAGAUCGCAGGGCUGGGCCUGACGAGCUUAAACGAGGAGCUCUUCCAGGUCCAAAACAACCUCCACGAGCUGGACAUCUCUGACAACCUGCUGGAGCGCGUCCCGGCGGUGCUGCGGCGGCUGGGCAGCCUCACCAGGCUCAGCCUGGCCGGCAACGCCCGCAUCUCCCAGCUGCCAGCUGAGGACUUCCAGAGCCUCCACAACCUCCAGGAGCUGGACAUCAGCAACCUCAACAUCAACACCAUCCCUCGGGAUUUCUCCGGCUUCUUCCCCAGGCUGCGGGCCGUGACGGCUGCCGGCAACCCCUUCAACUGUAUCUGCCAGAUGAGCUGGCUGGUGCAGUGGGUCAACACCAGUGGUGUGGUCCUGCGCCGCCCUGAGGAGACGCGCUGCCACUUCCCCCCAAAAAACUCUGGCAAGCUCCUCCACCACCUGCAAUACACUGACUUUGGCUGCCCCACCACCACCCCCACGCCCACCACGCCCCGCACAACCACGCUGCCACCGCCUGCGCCGCUGCCCAGCACCCACCGCCCGCCGCCACCCCCCAGCACCGCUGCCCCCACCCUGAGGCCCAGAGAGCCCCAGGGCAGCUCCACCUUGGUGCCCUUCAGCGGCACCCUGGCCCCCACCAGCCCCCCAGCGCCCAUCUGUCCCCCCCGCACGUGUCUGAACGGUGGCACCUGCCACCUGGGUGCCCAGAACCUCCUGGAGUGCCUGUGCCCCGCGGGCUUCACUGGCAUGUACUGCGAGGUGGAGGCGAGGGGAACGACGGCAGCCCCGGGCACACCAGCCCUGCCACCUGCGCAGCGGGUCAGCAUCGCCCAGGUGGGCAGCACCUCCCUCAAAGUGGACCUGCACAACUACAUCCAGUCCAAGGCACAGCUGAAGGGCAUCCGCCUGAGCUACCGGAACCUGUCGGGGCCGGACAAGCGGCCGGUGAUGCUGCGCUUGCCGGCCUCGCUCUCCGAGUACACGGUGCGGGCGCUGAAACCCAACUGCACCUACCGCAUCUGCAUCGGGGCGCUGGGGGAGGUCCCCAAGGAGGAGCACUGCGCCGAGGCACACACCCUGCCCCUCAGCCUGCAGCAGCACUCCCCUGUCACGCAGAGCCAGGACCCCAACCUCGCCCUGAUCCUCGUCCCUGCGCUGGCUGCCAUGCUGCUGCUGCUGGUGGUGGUCACCGCCGCCAUGUACUACUGCCGGCACCGCCGCGCCAAGGCACACGCCGGUGCUGGGGCGGACACCGGCCCACUGGAGCUGGAAGGGGUGAAAGCCUGCCUGGAAAACGGGGAUUUGAGCAGCCACGGCUGCAAGGUGCCAGAGGCAGCGAUGCUUUCUGGCAGCUCUGAGUGCGAGGUGCCGCUCAUGCAGUCUCACUACCCCAGCAACAACAACACCCCAGGGCUCAAACCCUCCUACUUCUGAAACCCACAGGGCUUCCAGAGCCUUGGACACAGGAGGGCUGAGCUGCAGUGGCAGCACCUGGCCAUGUCCCUCUGGGAUACGGAUUGCCAAGGAGCUGACUGAACUGAGGCAGUAACCCCCCCAUCCCACAACGUGCAAUUUCCGAGAGGCUGCCGUGCUUCGGGAGGAGACACGAAUUUUACUGCUCAGUGCCUUGAUUUCUGUGACUCUACCUAGAAUGUGGGUAGCGGAAGAGAAGGGGGGUUAAUUUGGGGGUUGUGGGCUUUUUUUAGCUCCUGCUAAAGACAAAGCUGCUGUGACUGGGCUGAGGGACGCCCACGUGCUGGUAACAAGGGUCCUUCAGCAGAGCCUGGCCCAUGACUCGACUCCCUGGAAGCUGAUGUGAGCAAUACAGCCCGGCCGAGGUGCUGGGACCCUCGGGACCCCCCGGGCCAAAGGAAGUGCCGAGCAGGCAAACCGGGAAUUGAAGCUUUAAGAACUCAGAGAGAAUAUUUAUACGUCGUUAUUUCCCAUUUCUUCUGGGAAAACUUUUUUUAGUACAGGUUUGUGUACAUCUCUUUUGUAAGGCAGAUCAGAAGGGUGUCUUUUUGUAAAAAAAAAAAAAAAAAAACCCAAAGUAAUUAAAAUAAC